Messenger RNA from Phycomyces blakesleeanus NRRL 1555(-), 390 nucleotides. RefSeq lists its product as hypothetical. Bases 1 to 390 code for a protein of 129 amino acids. NCBI's taxonomy places the organism in Eukaryota, Fungi, Mucoromycota, Mucoromycetes, Mucorales, Phycomycetaceae. The transcript is spliced from 2 exons. The record is from RefSeq and is a predicted model, not a curated record.
AUGCUCAUACUUAACUAUUUACUUACCGAUAUAUUUGCCAACCAGUUAUUCAAACCGUUGCUUUCAUCACAUCCUGUCCCAUCCCAUCACAUCACAUCCCAUCGUAUCGUAUCGUAUCGUAAUCGUAUCGUAUCGUAUCGUAUCGUAUCCCAUCCCAUCACAUCCCAUCGUAUCGUAUCGUAUCGUAUCCCAUCCCAUCACAUCACAUCACAUCACAUCGUAUCUUAUUCAAACCAUUGCUCCCAUCACAUCCUGUCCCAUCCCAUCACAUCCCUUCGUAUCGUAUCGUAUCGUAUCGUAAUCAUAGUCGUAUCGUAUCGUAUCCCAUCCCAUCACAUCACAUCACAUCGUAAUCGUAAUCGUAAUCGUAAAGACUUGCUGUUCGGAUAG